Molecule: messenger RNA, 3252 nt
Organism: Trichogramma pretiosum
Lineage: Eukaryota; Metazoa; Arthropoda; Insecta; Hymenoptera; Trichogrammatidae
Gene: Uvrag
Product: UV radiation resistance-associated gene protein
Exons: 9
Coding region: 553-3168 (871 amino acids)
Biological process (GO): SNARE complex assembly
Cellular component (GO): lytic vacuole; endosome
Molecular function (GO): SNARE binding
Source: RefSeq, a predicted model, not a curated record
CGUAAUGUUAGACCUAUAUCUUAAAAAGGCAAGCGACUCGAAUUAUAUAGGCCAAGCGUGAUAAUGAUACUGCGAAAAAGCGAGAGUGCAUCAAGUCAGCAGCGUGUCAAUUAAUCCGUGGCCUGCUGUACAAUAUUUGCGCGACAAUGAAAAUUAAACACAUAAAUAUUGCAUAGAUGUGACAAGCAGAUGUUACUCAUGUUAUAAGAGCACAUAUAGAAGUAGCAAAAAAAAUCGUAUUGAGUUAGGCAUAUGCGAAAUAUGCACGUAAUCUCAUAAACACGCAGAUAAUUUAGCAUGCUGUUGUGUUUCUGUUUGUGUAAUGUUUCUUAUGUGUAUAACACCAACAUAAUAAUAGACAUAACCUACUGUUUGUCUGUCAAUUGUCGUAGGAUGUGUAACAUAAUCAGUGGUGGAUAGAUAACUCUCGCUUAUCUAGUCUUCGAUUUUCCAACUUUUUAUUUCUUUCUCUCAGUGCUCGCAGGUGCAAUCUCUGUGUCAUUUUAGGCACAUCGAUAAGUCGUAUUGAAAUAAUAAUGUGCAUAAACAAUCAUGGAGCAGCAGCCGGAGCCGCAAUGCUGCGUUAAGGAGCUCGAUUUGACGUUGCAGCCUCGGAUAGCACCCCGUUAUAAAACCUGGUUGCCACUUGCGACCCAACAGCUUCGAUUAAGGAAUUUAAUUCAAAUUAUUGGGCAUAAGCUUGAACAUGAUCAGCAAGAAAACUGCUGGUACUAUUACACUAUUCAUAGGACAUGUAUGUCAUCGCCUUUGUAUACUAGCGAACCAAUUGAUAACUCUAGUCCAAGAUGGUCAAGUCUGGAAGUUUCUACUUUACAUGGAACUGGUCAUGCUAAUUCUAGUGAAAUUAUACUAAGGCUAUGGAAAAGGACUCUAAAAGAUGAUCCAUCAUCAGAUGUCACUGUGUUUACUUGGGGUAUAUCUUUUACUGGAUUAGCUUACAUUAGUCCAAAAUUACCCAAUGAUUUGGAUAAUAUUGUACAUGACAAUACCCUUAUUUUUCACAUUCACGGUGGAUUUUUUGUACCACCAUUUUGUCUGCUAAUUGUCCCAGAGCCCAAAAAACUCCUAACUAUAAAAGUUAAUGCAUUUGAAACAAGGGAUAGUUAUACUCUAAGUAAGCUAUGCAAUUUAAGAAACAAAAUGCAAGCUUUGAAAAAACAAACAGAUUCUGUAAAUAGUUUGAAAGAAAAAAUAGCGUCUGGAGAAAGUUUAAAUAUUCAGAAGUAUCCUCAGCCUCAAUCAAAGCUGAAUAGAUUACUACAACCUAAGAAAGUAGAUAGAGAGAAAAAAGCUGAAAUUUUAAAAAUCAAAAAAGAUUUAGAAAUUGCAAAAUUUAGAACAAAAUUAUUGGAGCAGGAGAGAAUAAGAAAAAUGGGUGAAAUUCGUACAUUGAAUCAGUGUCACUCUGAAUUGAUGGAAGAAAAUCAAGAUCAUGGUUCAGAUCUAAUGGGUAGAUACAGAGAUUUAAAUAAAGAAAUUGAAAGGCUUCAUGAGUGGCGCCAAAGUCAUGCAGAUACUAGAGAAAUAUAUUUGCAAACAACUGCCUGUCUCGCUCAUCGUAGAAGGCAAUUAAUUGCUGCAUUAAAUUAUAUAUAUCCUAUCAGUAAAGAACAAGAUGAUAAGUUUUUAAUAAAUAAUGUUCAUUUGCCUGAUAGUGAAAAAUUGGAAAUGGCAAAUGAUACUCAAGUAGCUGUAGCUCUUGGUUUUGUUGCUCAUACUACUCAAAUGAUUGCAACCUUUUUAGAUGUACCCAAUAGAUAUCCUAUAAUCCACUAUGGAUCUCGGAGUAAAAUUGUUGAUCAUAUUCAAGAACAGCUUCCAGACCCUAAUCGACAAUUUCCACUUUUUGCUCGUAGUAAAGACAAGCUUCAAUUUAAUUAUGCUGUGUAUUUAUUAAAUAAAAAUAUAGCUCAAUUGCGUUGGUAUUGUGGACUUCCAACACCUGAUUUACGUGCCACUUUACCUAAUCUUUCAGGAUUAAUAAAUAUUAAACCAAGUCAUAUAUUGGAUAGUUCAAAAAGAACAUUUUCUGGCUCUUCAUUAGAUAUUGAUUGUGGAAAUAAUAAAAAUAUACCUCUCACUCCACCAAUGCAUAAAGCAGUGUUAGAAAAAUCUCAUAAAACAUCUCGAUCUAUGAGCCACUUUAAAGGUAAUAAAAUUUUACUUGGCUCAUCACUUGAUCAAGGUUUGAAUCAACCAUCCAUGCAGUCACAUAAUUUAAUGAAACAAUCAAAGAGAAUUUGCAAAUCUGAGGAAAGUGCAAUUGAUAAUGGAAUAUUACCUGAUAACAUGUGUAAUAACAGUAGUGAUGAAAUUAUUGAUAAAACUAUUUUUGAUGAAAAAUUGAAUUCCCUAGAAAAAUGUCAAAAUAAUGCAAAUGAUGAUGCAGCAAAUAGUAGUGCAAUUGGAGAUGAUGAUAUUGAAAUAAUGAUACCAAUGUCAAUAUCAAAAUCUCAAAUAUGUUCGGAUAAUGUUAAUAGUUUUCAUCCUACAAAUGUCAGACAAAGAAGUUCUAAUUCAAUAAGCAGUUGUGAAAUGGCUCUUAGUGGUAUAAUAGAUGGAGAGGAUAGUUCUAAUGGAAAUUCAUCCAUGAAAAAUGAAGAUACAUUUGAUGGUGUUAUUUAUAAAAAUAAAAAUGUACAAAGUACAGAUACCAAAAAUUAUUCAGUUGAUGAUACUGAUAACAAUGUAAAAAUUGUAACUAAUACAAUUCAAGUAGAAGAAAUAGAAAAAGGUCAAGCAAUUUGUAAAAACAGAUCUAAUUCAAGUUUAGAUGAUUGUGAUAAUAUACAGAAUAGUUCUAAAAAAAAUAUAGAAGAUAGCUCAGUGUUACCUUUAAAAUCAGAAAUAAAAUGUGAUAUUCAAACAAGGCAAGACCAAGAAAACACUCAGGGACACCUUGACCAUCCUUGCACAAGUGAGCUAGAAGCUGCUGUUCAAAAUGAUGAAGAAAAAUCUUGUGGUUUAGAGAAAAAUAAUGAAAUGAAUGCAAGUAUAGAUGCAGCAAAAAGUGUGACUAACAAGCAGGAUCUUACAUCAACAGAAUAUAUGGAUUCAAUAAGAAAAAGUUCUGAAAAUGUCUAUGCACGAACAAAAGCUUUAGAGAAUAAAACUACGAGUUUCAAGAUGAUUAGACCUCGCUUGUGAACAUAUGAAACCAUCAUUUUCAAAAAGUAUUGCAUUACACCACUUAUAAUUAAUAUAUAGUUAUAUUUUAUUUUAUAAAAAUUA